Molecule: messenger RNA, 2999 nt
Organism: Salvelinus fontinalis (brook trout)
Lineage: Eukaryota; Metazoa; Chordata; Actinopteri; Salmoniformes; Salmonidae
Product: DENN domain-containing protein 2D-like
Exons: 14
Coding region: 1053-2627 (524 amino acids)
Cellular component (GO): nucleoplasm; cytosol
Source: RefSeq, a predicted model, not a curated record
CAGCCCAGAGAAAAACAUCUCUCCACUGCUGAAUGGUCUCCUGUGAAGGAAGUGAGUCACAUGCCAUAUAGGCUGUAAUGAAGAAAACUGUGGCUCUUCCAAUAAUGGAUGUGAGUACUGCCUGUCACACCUGCAGCCUACUUCUCUCUGUCACGUCCUAGAUUCAAGCCCCUUGACGUCCUGCCUUACCGUGGCCUGUGGAGCAGAUAAAGUAUGACGGUUGAACGAGCAUGUCUGCUGUCGUCGUCUUAAGAGUUUUCAGUUCUGCAAUGUUUACGCCUCGGCUUCAGAGCCAGCCUUCCACAACAAGAUGCAGCAAAACAGGUGCAUGUGAAAUUCAAUGCAACAGUCUGUUUCCCAGUCUCUGUACCUAAGACUACAAGGCUACCAAUGAAGUGCAAAGAAAUGGCGGUGUAUGCACCAUCAUGAUAAUUGCUAUUUUGCUAGCUUCUUCCAUGAUGUAGCUAAUAUUUCACUCCUGGUCUUGAGUGUCAGAGACACUGUGCGUGUGGACACUGACAGUGAAAUGGACUGUCUGACAACUCUGUGAUUGUAAGGAUGGAGUCUCCGUGCAAAGGCUUGGGAAUACAUUCAGCCACUCCAACAGGAGACUCUUCUUAUCUCCCCUGAUAACAUGUCGUCAGUUCCCAGCCUCUGUACCCGACAUGGUUCCUCUGCAUGAUGCCUCUCUUCGCCAGGCUUGCAGCGACAGUAGAACAGGUCUUGGAAGAAAGCAGUCACAGUUGAUGCUUCGUUGAUGCUUCCUACCAGAGAUUGUCCUGAAGACAUUUUUUAUUUUUUAUUUAACCUUUAUUUAACCAGGAAGGGCCCAUUGAGAUUUGAAAUCUCUUUUUCAAGAGCGUCCUGGCCAAGAUAGGCGGCACCAAGUCAUUACCCAAUUAAAGACAGACAACAUGAAAAACUACAGGCAAUCUAGUAAGAAAAAACAUAGAAUUCGCAAGAGUUUAACAAAAUCAUAAAACAGCAACUAAAAACAUUGACAGGUCAGGGAACAAGCCUCAAAAUCCUUCAUCAAUGAUUCAAAAACACUGAUGGGAAAAAGACUACUCUGCAUGGAAAAGCUGACCACUGCUUUCAGAUCAGAUCAGAUGUUGAAGGUGGAAGAGGAGGCCAUUGAUAAAUUAUUCGAGAGGGGGCGGGAGACGAUGACAGAGGCCUGGUCCAGAUUGUUGGGGAUGUCCAAUGAGGUUGACGCGGGGGACUAUGGGCCAAUGAAGCGGCUCAGUACCAUGUUUUCAACCCUCCAUGAUAAGCUACACCGAGACCGGAGUGAUAGGGAUUUGACCCUGCCUCAGCCUACUGCCCCAGCCCUCGCGGUGACCUCUUUCUUUGAGUACCUGGUGGUGGUCAGCCUAGCGAAGAAGAGGGGGCAAGGGACGUAUGAACCCCAGAUCACAUAUCAGUUUCCCAAGCUAGCUAAUAUGGGGCGCUCACAGAGAGAGGAAGAAGAGAAGUCCCUGAAAGCCAUCCUCCUUUUCUGUUUCCCAGAGGGGGUCAACUGGGCCCCCCUCACUGAAUACCCCAGUGAGACCUUCUCCUUUGUUCUGACGGAGGUCGACGGCAGUAGGAGGAAUGGCUACUGCAGGAGGUUACUGCCUCAUGGCAAAGGGGCGCGGGCUCCAGAGGCCUAUUGCAUCAUCAGCCGGGUGGCCUGCUUUGGACUCUUCUCUAAGAUCUUUGAUGAGGUGGAGAAGCGCCGGCAGAUCUCUAUGGCGAUGAUCUAUCCAUUCAUGCAGAGCCUGAGGGAGGCGCCGUUCCCUGCUCCUGGAAACACUGUCAAGAUCAAGAGCUUCAUUCCAGAGUCUGGAACAGAGAUCAUCAGUUUGACGAGGCCGUUGGACUCAUGGUUGGAGCAUGUGGAUUUCCGGACACUGUUCCGCUGUCUCACAAAUGAGGAGGUGCUGAAGGUGUUUGCGUCCACCGUGCUUGAACGACGAAUCAUCUUCAUGGCUGAAGAACUCAGUACCCUGUCCCAGGUGCUGCAUGCAGUUGUGGCGCUGCUCUACCCGUUCACAUGGCAACACACCUUCAUCUCCAUCGUUCCCUCAGUGCUGAUUGAUGUCGUCAUGGCACCCACUCCCUACCUACUUGGUGUCCAAAGGAACAAACUGGAUGAUGUCAUCGACCAGAGCGAUAUGCUCAUUGUGGAUCUGACAGAAGGAGCAGAGAACACCUUCAUAACCUGUAUAGGAGACGAGAGCACCAUCCUACCAGAGAAACUACAGGAGGAGCUUCUCCAGGCCUUGUGUUGCAGAAGAGACAACUCCACCUCAGAGGAGUUAAACAAGGUGGUCUCAGAGGCCUUCCUCUCCUUCUUUGUGAAGACGGUGGGUCACUUCUCCUCCCAUGUCAAAGGCAGCAGUGGUAGGAAGCCCGGAGUGUUCCAGAAGAAGAGCUUCUGCAAGGCCUCCGAGGACAAGGCCAGCCAACAUUUUGUCAAGCGUUUUAUCCAGACACAGAUGUUUGACAUCUUCAUACAGGAAGUGGAGAGACGGCCCACACAGGAAGGAUUCUUCCACAAAAAGAUUGCGGAGUACCAAGAGAGUAAGAAGAAGGAGAAAGCAAAGAGAGGACAAUUACCAAAAACACACCACCAGGCUGUGUAAGGACUAUUUGACCAAGGAGAGUGAUGGAGUGCUGCAUCAGAUGACCUGCCUCCACAAUCACCUGACCUCAACCCAAUAGAGAUGUUUUGGGAAUAGUUGGACCGCUGAGUAAAGGAAAAGCAGCCAACAAGUGCUCAGCAUAUGUGGGAACUCCUUCAAGACUGUUCGAAAAGCAUUCCAGGUGAAGGUGGUUGAGAGAAUGCCAAGAGCGUGCAAAGCUGUCAUCAAGGCAAAGGGUGGCUACUUUGAAGAAUCUCAUUUUGAUUUGCUGAACAUUUUUUGGGGUUACUACAUGAUUAUUUCAUAGUUUUGAUGUCUUCACUAUUCUACAAUGUAGAAAAUAGUAAAAAUAAAGAAAUCCUUGAAUGAGUA